Molecule: messenger RNA, 822 nt
Organism: Panicum virgatum (switchgrass)
Lineage: Eukaryota; Viridiplantae; Streptophyta; Magnoliopsida; Poales; Poaceae
Product: centromere protein V-like
Exons: 1
Coding region: 208-645 (145 amino acids)
Molecular function (GO): carbon-sulfur lyase activity
Source: RefSeq, a predicted model, not a curated record
UACGUACUACCUACCUCGCCAAGGGCGCGGGGGUUUCCACGCUUAGUCCCUCCCAUCGCCCGCGCCUCUCCUCCACAAGCCGUGCCGAAUCGUCUCUCCAAGCGGAAGAUACAAAUACCAACUAGUACUACCAAGCUUCCUUCAACUCCCUCUCGAUCGAAAAAAAAAAAAAACUCCCUCUCGCUCUCCGCCUCCGCACCGCACAGGAUGAGCGCCUCCGCCCCCGACGAGGUCGUGCACGCCGGCGGGUGCCACUGCCGGCGCGUGCGCUGGCGCGUCGAGGCCCCCGGGAGCGUCGUGGCGUGGGUCUGCAACUGCUCCGACUGCUCGAUGCGCGGGAACCCCCACUUCGUCGUCCCGGCCGCCAGGUUCAGGCUGCAGCCCGGCGCCGAGGAGUUCAUCGCCACCUACACCUUCGGCACGCACACGGCCAAGCACACCUUCUGCAAGGUCUGCGGCAUCACCUCCUUCUACACCCCGCGGUCCAACCCGGACGGUGUGGCCGUCACCGUGGCCUGCGUGGAUCCCGGCACGCUGAGGCACGUCGAGUACCGGAAGGCCGACGGGAGGAACUGGGAGGAGUGGUUCGAGCGCAGCCGCAUCGCCGGCUUCUCCAAGGGGAAGGCGGAGGCGGCGGGGAUGUAGAGAGUGGUCACUGUUCAGGUGUGCUGCACUGCCGCUCUGGCGGUCUGCCGAGUGAAUAAAUAAAUCCCGGCCUCUUUGGGGCUGAUGCUUGUGAUAUGUGUGGAGCGAAAACGGAUGAUUCGUUGAACUAAUUAAAACAGAUAUGAAAGGUGUCAGUCAUAUUGGGACCUGCUUUUA